GGUGUUCUUUGGCCAUUGUUUGACAUUUAGUUGACAUUAAAUUUGUUUUGUUGUGCCGAAGAAAUUGGAAACCUAAUUUAUGAAAAAAACACGUGGCUUUGUUAUUUAGUCACAUAACCAGUGUUUUUCUACAUAAAAAUAUAAACUGUGAAUAUACUUGGAUUUAGAGCACAAGUAUUCCUAACCUUACAAAAUAUCUAAACGCACUUAACCCUGUAGACUAGUAGUAAUAAAUAUGGAGUUUUUCGAAAAAGCUCAUGCACCCUUAAAUGAUGAUUCCAAGAAAGACAAAAAACCAGAGGAAAAAAUAAAGAAAAAACUUAAGCAAAUGUUAUAUGGAUACAAGAAAAGUGACAAUGAGCUUAUUAGAAAAUCUGAAAACGUAGAGGAGUCGGAUUCCACUUCAGUUAGCGGUUUUUCUGAUUUAAAUCUUUCAAACGCUAAUUCAGAUAAUGAGACUACGAGAGCUACAUUGGACAGUAGUGAUCUGGAUUCAAUAUCUAAUUUAAUUGACAGUAAUGAGGCUUCAUUAAUUGAAGGUACAUAUUCGCCGACGAGAGACGUAAGUGAAGAUGUUUUGUCUAAUCCUAAAAGCGAAAGAGAAUCUUCAUCUGAAUUGCAUGAAGAAAAUGACACGGUUUUUACCUUUGGUUCAUCUAAUAUUAGUACUACUGAGACAAAAUCUGAUACUGAAAGUUCCACUCCAUUUGAUCCUGAUGGAGUAUUGGCUGGAAAAAUUCGCAAUAGAUUAUAUACAGUCAAAGUUCCUCAUGAAAAAUUAAAAAGAAAAAUGAUUGACAUUGAAGAACAUUCAAGAAUCUCUACUUGUGAAACAGAAGAAUUAAUUGAACCUAAAAUAUCAAAAAAAGAAAAAUAUGAUGCAUUCACAUGUGAAAAUAUGCAGUUCUUUGACUAUGCAGAUGUUAAAAGCAAUGAUAAUAAAGACAGAGUAACUUACACAGUCAAGCCAACCUCAACAUUUGUGUCCAUUACAUCUAAAAAUGCUAAAACUGAAAAUUUUGAUGAUAUUAUGGGGCAUUAUAGAAAUGCUACGGUUAAAAACAUUAGUCAUGAACGUCACAAUGCAACAUUUUCUCCUUUUAACAUUUCGGAUGAUGAUAAUCAUGAUAUACAAGUUGAUAGUUCAAUUUCAGAUUUAGGGGUAGAAGUGACUGUUAGUAAUAGUAACUUGUCAGAAUCUAUAGCUGGGUCAGAAGUUCAAAAUGAUAGUGUGAAUGAUAACACUAUUCAAUCCCCAAUGAUGACAGAAGAUUUAACUUCCGAUGAUGGGGUAUGCUCAACUGAAAAAUAUAAAAUCUUUCACGGUGAAGAUUGUGUUAUUGUAGUGUUGAAACAUCCUUCAGAAUUGUUCAUCCAUGGGAAAGUAAUUGUUAAAAAAUUAGGAGGAUGCGCUCAAAUAUAUGGAUUUAAUUUAGGAAAUAAACCUUACUUUGUGUAUGCUCCGUUUUAUAAUUUUGCGCACUGUGUAAGAACUCUGCAGGGUACAAAUAUUCAUACCGGAUUGUUUGACAGUUUGACUGCAAAAGGAGUGUCCAUAUCUGAGGCUGAAGAGAUUGUUACGGAAAUCGGCACAUAUGAUGUAGUUUUAGCUUUAGAAAAAUUGUACAGUACAGAAUUAGAAUUUUCAGAAAAUCACUUCAAGGCUUGCAACUUGUUUAAUAGAACUGCAGAAAAUGUUCCCUUAAACUUGAAAAGAGCCUCAGAGAUGCUGGGCUGUUCAUUGUAUCCGGAACAGCCAUACAAACAUUUUCAAGAAAAUCCAAAUUGGCAAGAAGCAGCUAGAUUUGGUACAAGUUCAGGAGAUACCAGUAUAGGUAUGGUUUGUGGAGGUAAAGGUAGUGGGAAGUCGACAUUCCUGCGCUACUAUGUGAACCGGCAGUUAUCCUGCAGCGCUGGACCCAUACUCGUUGUAGAUUUGGAUCCGGGACAAUGUGAAUUCACUAUAGCAGGCAGUAUAUCUGCAACGGUUGUCUUAGACUUAGAUCCACUCCUAGGACCUAACUUUACACAUCUCAAGAAACCUAAUGUAAUGCUGAACAUUGGAAUGAUAAACCCUAUGGACAAUCCAAAGCGUUAUUUAAAUGCCGUAGACCAGCUGAUUGCCGAAUGCAAAGACAAUGAUAUUAUGUGCAAUAUACCUUGGAUCGUCAACACAAUGGGCAUGUGCAAUGCCAUCGGUUUGAAGUUCAUCUCCUACAUCAUACUACGCAUUCAACCAACAUUCCUACUGCAAAUAGAAUUACAGAAUAUGAAGAAAAAUUUCCAAUACCGUUUGACAUCACAAAAGGUUGAAGAAUUAUAUGAGCAAUAUAAACAUGACAAGUUUUUUGCUAAUCUAUCACGACAGGAUCCACUGUCGUAUGCGUAUGUAGUAACUGGGGCAGAGACAUUCCGCACAAAUACUAACUCUGAUAAUAUGACUUUAGCUGCAAGAGAUCAGAGGUAUCUUAAUUUAUUAUCUUAUUUUGGAGGAAUUGCUGAUUACACUUCAUCACUGCUAAAUAUCACCCCACAUUCAGUCAGUUUACAAGAUUUGUACGUCGCGACAAAUAUCAGAAUUCAUAGGGACUCAAUAACCAAGGUGCUGAAUGGAAAAGUGGUAGCGCUUUGCAAACAUACUGAUAAGACUGCCAAAGUGUUUACAUUGACAGAUAAACCUCUGCUCUGUUAUGGACAUGGACUCAUUCGUGGUAUUGAAAAUGACAUUUUAUAUGUAAUCACUCCAGUAUCAGCUGACAAUCUAUCUCUAGUCAACGCUGUACUUUACACGGAUUGGAUGCCGGAAUUAAGAGGUCAGGAGAAAUAUCUCCCAGAAGGUACAAUGGUGCCUUACAGAAUGCUCAGCCAGUACCAACAGAGACAACUCAUUUCAGCACCACGAAGAAGAUUUAAUCCAAUACAACUAUUAAAAAUGUCUAAAAACUCAUAGCUUCGAAAUUCAACAUUCAAUUAAUUGUGAUUACUAAUAUGUUUGUUCUGAAGAUUAUGUACAAAGUAUGUUGUGUAAGUGUCGAAAAUAUAAGUUAUACAAGAAAGUCUUAUUUACUUUUUUUGCCUAUA
This is a messenger RNA of Papilio machaon (common yellow swallowtail), 3081 nucleotides long. Its product is annotated as polynucleotide 5'-hydroxyl-kinase NOL9. The transcript has 5 exons. Gene Ontology annotation, biological process: cleavage in ITS2 between 5.8S rRNA and LSU-rRNA of tricistronic rRNA transcript (SSU-rRNA, 5.8S rRNA, LSU-rRNA). The record is from RefSeq and is a predicted model, not a curated record. Gene Ontology annotation, cellular component: nucleus. Gene Ontology annotation, molecular function: polynucleotide 5'-hydroxyl-kinase activity. Lineage: Eukaryota; Metazoa; Arthropoda; Insecta; Lepidoptera; Papilionidae. Bases 236 to 2950 code for a protein of 904 amino acids.